GAUAAUGCGAUUCACAAUACGACCCCACAACGUCACUUUGCUUUUCGAUUGAGGCGGCUGCGAGAUUAUUUUCAAGAAUCGCCAGCACCCUACAUUGAUGUCCUCAUUGUAGUCCCUGAUGCCAUUGCCUUCGUAUUUGAGUGUGGUAAAGCCUGGAGCUUCAAAUGCAUCAUCUAUCAAGCUUACGGACGCAAGAGGGUUUCGUUCUGGACGGCUUGGGCCCACGUUGACAAUCUGGUACACCCGAUCGAGCGUUUUGUUCCAUAUCCACAUCGUGCCAACUGGAAUCGAUGCCUCAAGCUGCUCAGAUCUUCGAGCGCGCUCUCGGGCUAUCGCGCAUGCCAUGUACACGCAACGCUCAUUUCCAUGAGCAACCUACAUCUUCUGGGGCCUUCAAAUACAUGACAUAUUCAUUCUUCGAGACGCAUUUUGGUCCGGUGUUAGCGGCUAUGACUCUUCUUUUCUCUCUCUCUUGCAGAGCUCGUCUACGAAUGGCCUCUGAGUGUCUUGAAAAUUCGCGUGUGUCGUCGUGAUCCUUCCACUGCAUUACAUGCCUUGGGUUCUCGGGGUGACCAUCCUGCCACCAGAUGCAUGUGUCGUCCUGGUUACUAGCAACCUUGAAUCUUCGCCCGAUGUUUUUUUUGGUUCGCAUCCUUUUCUUAUCUGAUACAUCGGUCCAAGCCUCUUCUUUUACAUUCGCCCAGAAGACCCAAUUUCCUCGAGAAAAGUUUAUGCGGGCUCGUUCUUCACUGUUAGACACGCUUAAGCUUUAGCGUCAGAAUAUACAUAUGUUUGUGGGCGCAACUUACGGCGAGGGCAAAUGAUAUCGUGCCCGUCCCGUGUAGACUCGCUGGAGAGCCCGAGCAGCGGUUCGAGAUGUAGCCAUACGAUAUCGCUGAAAAGAUCGUCGUCCAUCGAGACGCUGCACUGUAAUAUCUAAUUCAAGAAUUCAGCAAGUGAACUGAUCGGAAGACAGUUCUCAGCUGUUGUAACCCUGACUCACCAUCGCCUGGCCAAGACCAAGUGUCGUAUUUGCUAACAGAACUUUCAUAGUAGUAGCUUUUCGGGUCCUUGGAACUAUUCUCAAGAUAAUCCGGCCACCUCUCAGGAAAUGUUCUUUUGUAGUUUUGUGUAUUGUUGAACCAUAACGAGAACAGGGAGUGUGUAUAUGGUAUAGGCUCGAAUUUGCCUUUCUCACGCUCCCCAAUGUAUAUCACGUUCCUGGCCCCAUCGGCACUGACAGGUACGAAGUUGGGGUGAACCGAACCAAAGAGUUGUACAACAUGGUAAGACCAGUAUCCAUACGCAUCAGACGUUCUUGUUCUCUCUGAAUGCCAGAUAUCUUCUUCUUUCCAAGAGAUCUCUUCUUCCUCGAGCGGCACAUCUUCAACUUUAACAUCUGGCUCUCGAACGUAUACGUUAAUUCGACGCACGAUCAACUUUUGCGCCAAUACCCGAGUAUAUAAAUCGCUCUUU
This is a messenger RNA of Periconia digitata, 1476 nucleotides long. Lineage: Eukaryota; Fungi; Ascomycota; Dothideomycetes; Pleosporales; Periconiaceae. The record is from the annotation of a GenBank genome assembly.